This is a messenger RNA of Gongylonema pulchrum, 210 nucleotides long. Lineage: Eukaryota; Metazoa; Nematoda; Chromadorea; Rhabditida; Gongylonematidae. The record is from the annotation of a GenBank genome assembly.
AUGCUGGAAUUUGAGGGGCGGAAGCGUAGGGCGGGACUUAUAGUGGUGGUGAUACUGCCACUGACAGAGCUGGGAGUUGACGAAAAAAUGGGAGAGAGUGAGGGUUUCCCGAUGCUGCUGCUACCGCUGUCGUUGUUACCCGAAAAUGGCAUUCCAAAGUGGAUUCGGAUAAAUUUUCUUGAGCCGUUAUUGUUCUCGUUGACGUCAUAA